UCUUGCAUCAUUCCCAUCAUGUCCAUUGAAGUGACUCCGGAGCUUCAACAACAAGCCGAACAGGUGGUGGCCAGAGCUCGCCAGACGUUUCGUUCUGGACGCACAAAGGCCAUUUCGUUCAGAAAGACUCAACUGCGUGCAUUGUACCGCUUUAUGACAGAGCAAGAAGCGGCAAUAAAACAGGCUCUAUAUGACGACCUACACAAGUCUGAUGCUGAAGCCCAAUUGAUGGAACUAGACACAGUGAUGUCGGACAUUGCAGAUCACGUAGAGAAUCUUGAUAAAUGGACAAAACCACAACCAACCCAGAAAGGAAUGGCCUUUUUGUUAGAUAAGACUGAGAUUGUCUACGAACCGUAUGGAGUGGUUCUUAUUAUUGGAGCGUGGAACUAUCCAUUUCAACUGACUUUGUGGCCACUCUUGGGGGCUAUUGCAGCUGGUAAUUGUGCUGUUUUGAAGCCAAGCGAGGUUGCUGGUCACACGUCAGAACUUCUUGAGAAGGAGCUACCUCAAUAUCUGGAUAAGGAUUGUUUUCAUGUUGUGGCCGGUGAUGCAAGAAUUACAACUGCUCUGCUUCAACAACGGUUUGACUACAUCUUUUACACAGGAUCGUCACAAGUUGGAAAGGUCGUUUUGCAAGCUGCUGCGAAGCACAUCACACCUGUUACACUGGAGCUAGGAGGAAAAGGACCGUGCAUUGUCGACUCUGAUUGUGACAUUACGGUUGUCGCUCGACGCAUAUUGUUUGGCAAGUUCCUGAAUGCUGGACAAACAUGCAUCGCUCCCGAUUACGUUCUGUGCGAUCAUGAAACGCAAGACAAGCUAGUGGAAGCUAUGCGGGCUCCACUAGUUGAAUUCUACGGCAAGAAUCCUAAAGAGUCACAACACUUUGGCCGAAUUGUCAACAAGAGACACUUUGAACGUGUAAAGAAAUUGUUGGAUUCUAACAAGGUUGUAAUCGGAGGAGAAACGGAUGAAGAGACGUUGUACAUUGCACCCACAAUCCUUGCCAACGUGUCUCCUGAUGAUGACAUUAUGAAAGAGGAAAAUGAGGUAUUUGGUCCACUAUUGCCGAUCGUUCCAGUGGCCGGCAAAGAGGAAGCGAUUGAGUUUGUUAACAGCAGGGAGAAGCCUCUCGCAAUGUAUGCUUUCUCUAACAACAAGCAAUUUGGUCAAGACUUGAUCGAUCAGACUAGCUCAGGACAGUUUUGUUUCAACGACACUCUCAUCCAUGCCGCAGUUCCCAGUCUGCCAUUCGGUGGUGUCGGACACAGCGGCAUGGGAGCCUAUCACGGCAAAUUCACGUUCGAGACGUUUUCACACAAAAGGGCCGUAAUGCUUCGCACCAUGAAAGAUGAAUGGUUACAAGGCAAACUGAGGUAUCCUCCGCUGACGCCGAAGAAGGUUGCGUGGAUGCAAAGAUUCCUGAAGAAAAAUUUGCGGGACGAGAAACGCAGUUGGUGGUCGAUGCUUCUGGUUUUAUUAAUCGGAGCUGGUAUGGCAUUCUUUGUAAUGACCUGUCUACAUAUGUGAUGACUACCUGUGUGAUCAACUACACAGCAUAGAGAUUGUGCUUGCUUUUAACUCUUAUUGACAUGCACGGCUUUCGCAUUGUGAUUCUUGCACUGCUGAGGGCUAUGGCUGAUAGGUUGCCUUUGAGUUUGGUAUGUAACUUGUCUGUUGACAAUGUGCACUUUUGUGUGUGUCUGCUGGCUUUCAGUUUGACUUUCUAUGAAUAUUGUUGUCGUGUAUUUCUCGAUAGAUUCAUUGUAUUGUAUUGUUAUCAGUAGUUGAUGUGUCAGGUACAGAGAUUUCAGUGCCUUAGGAAUGUGUCAUUUUA
Molecule: messenger RNA, 1840 nt
Organism: Corticium candelabrum
Lineage: Eukaryota; Metazoa; Porifera; Homoscleromorpha; Homosclerophorida; Plakinidae
Product: aldehyde dehydrogenase family 3 member A2-like
Exons: 12
Coding region: 19-1533 (504 amino acids)
Biological process (GO): aldehyde metabolic process
Cellular component (GO): cytoplasm
Molecular function (GO): aldehyde dehydrogenase (NAD+) activity
Source: RefSeq, a predicted model, not a curated record